Amaranthus tricolor (Joseph's coat) is the source of this 2181-nucleotide messenger RNA. RefSeq names its product riboflavin biosynthesis protein PYRR, chloroplastic. The transcript has 9 exons. Gene Ontology annotation, molecular function: diaminohydroxyphosphoribosylaminopyrimidine deaminase activity; NADP binding; 5-amino-6-(5-phosphoribosylamino)uracil reductase activity. NCBI's taxonomy places the organism in Eukaryota, Viridiplantae, Streptophyta, Magnoliopsida, Caryophyllales, Amaranthaceae. The coding region runs from base 126 to 1892 and encodes 588 amino acids. Gene Ontology annotation, biological process: riboflavin biosynthetic process. The record is from RefSeq and is a predicted model, not a curated record.
CCAUUACAUCCAACGACCAAAUUGUCAUUGCCGCAAAAUAAAAGCGUGGGAAACACCGUUGAAUUCUUCAUAAACCCGGACAUUUCCACACCAUUCCUAUUCAACUGAAAUUUUACUCCUCAACAAUGGCGGCAUUCAUAGCAAAAGCCUGCUUCUUCUCAACAAUGUCAAUCACUAACCCUAAUCUUCAUUUAAACCUAAAUUUAAACAACCCUCGUUCACAUGCAGUCGAUUCUUACUACAUUAAACGCGCUGUCGAAUUAGCUGAUAAAUCUGCUGGAUUCUCAUCUCCUCAUCCUAAUUUCGGCUGUGUUGUCGAAGCCGGAAGAGUUGUCGGCGAAGGUUAUCUUUACGCUCAAGGUACUAAGUCGGCUGAAGUUCAAGCCGUUGAAGCUGCUGCCGGUUUGUGUCGUGGUGCUACUGCGUAUCUUAAUAUGGAGCCUGGUGAUUGUCAUGGAGAACAUACUGCUGUCUCUGCUCUUAUUCAGGCAGGGAUAAAAAGAGUGGUGAUUGGAAUUCGACAUCCGUCGAAGCAUUUGAGAGGAUGUGCAAUUCAAGCGCUUCGAAGUGAAGGUGUUCAAGUAGAUGUGCUUGGUGAGGAUUUGCAAAGCGAUGUUGUUGAGGAAGCUAUAAAAUCUUGCCUUCUCGUGAAUGCUCCUUUGGUUGUCAGGGCUGCUUCUAAAGUUCCAUACUCAGUUUUCAAAUAUGCUAUGACCCUUGAUGGGAAGAUAGCUACUAACAGGGGGCAUUCAGUAUGGAUAAGUAGCAAUCUGUCAAGAUGUCGGGUUCUUGAACUAAGGGGUCGAAGUGAUGCUAUUAUCGUAGGAGGAAAUACCGUACGGAACGAUAAUCCUAGGUUAACUGCAAGGCAACAAGGUGGGCACUCACCAGUCCGGAUUGUUGUGUCACAGACUCUAAAUCUUCCUGAGAUUGCCGACCUUUGGGAUACUUCGGAAGUUCACACCAUUGUAGUAACACAAAAGGGUGCUAGAAGAAGCUUUCAAAAGUAUCUUGCUUCCAAAGGUGUUGAAGUAGUUGAAUUUGAGAUUCUUAACCCUAGAGACAUAAUGGAAUACUUUUAUGAAUGUGGUUAUCUUUCGAUUCUAUGGGAGUGUGGUGGAACAUUGGCUGCAUCAGCUAUUUCAUCUCGUGUUAUUCAUAAAGUGUAUGCUUUUAUUGCUCCUAAAAUUAUUGGUGGAAAGGGAGCGCCAUCUCCAGUUGGCGAACUUGGCAUGAUUGAGAUGACUCAAGCUCUUAAUUUGCAUGAUGUCAGUUAUGAACAGGUUGGACCUGACAUGCUUGUUAGUGGAUUUCUUCAGCCCAUUCCUGAUUUGACGCCUACAAUUCCAUCGUUGUCUGAGAUACCAAAAAUUGAUCCAUCACUUAAUCCAUAUGAAUCAAGCAUCAUAUCCUUCUACAAGACUUGGGAUCCUUAUGGUUCUUUUUCCAAUUUUUCACACCAUCCUAUCCAGAUGCCAGAUGAGGACGGCUACUAUUUUACCUGGUCUAGUGUUGAGCAUUAUUACCAAGCACACAAGUUUUAUGGUGUACAAGAUCCUGUGGCACGAGAAUGUUUUGAGGCCAUUAAAUCUGCAAAAAGUCCUGAAGAAGCAGCCAGGAUCGGUAGGAAAAUGCAGAGGCGAAGACCUGAUCUGGUGAGACCUGAUUGGGAGACCGCAAAAAUUGAUGUUAUGUACAGAGCCUUAAAAUGUAAGUUUUCAAUUUACCCACACCUAAACUCCAUGCUUGCAUCCACUGUUGGGUCUAUUCUUGUCGAAGGUUCACCACAUGAUCUAUUUUGGGGUGGCGGACGUGAGGGGGAAGGCCUUAAUUAUUUAGGGAGGUUAUUAAUGCAGUUGAGACGGGAAUUUGUUGGCGAGUCCUCUGCAUAAGUUGAGAAUAUUUGUUGAGGUAUAGUAUUUAUGCUGAAAGAUAAGAUUCCACACAUCAAAUCCUACGAUAGAAAAGGACAAAAUUUGUAUAUCAUAGUUUGCCCUCACCUAAAAGGACAUCAGAUGAGGAUGAUUCAAAGUUUUGUUUUGUCAUCUUUGGGAUUUUAUCAUUGGUUUGUUACAACUAUUACUAUGUUCAAUUGUAAUUUGGUAUGUAUUGUACAAAUACAAUAUUGCUCAUGUUUGAUAUGAAUUUUGAAAUAACAUAAUAGUAUGAUGUUUUUGGGCA